AUGAAGACCCCGAACCUGAACUGGGGUGAGCUUGACAGUUGGUACUGCUUAAUCAUUAAUGCUGCGGAAGAAUGGUUCUCUGUGUACGAAGAUGUUUGCAGGGAAUCAACUGUUAGACCUCAAACGCAGAGAGACCUCGAGAUUCUGGAGCAAGAACUGCUACAAGGGCAAGAACAUGCCCAAAGGGUGUUGCUGAAGGCGACAGAAUCGCUAUUGAAGAGACCUGGCCGGCCGAUGGCCAACGCUAGUGAUGUUCGAUUCCUUCUCAUCAUCAUGGAGAACCCUCUUUUGCACGCAGAGUUUAGGGGAUUUGGUGGCAUUUUACAACCAGAUGCUGUGGCUCAUCCCCCCCCUCAAGUAGUCUCGCCAAGACGAAAACUUCUUCCGAGUUCUGGGCUCUUAUCCGGCCAACACUCAGGCAUAAUCAAGCGGAUCAUCGGUCUCAUAUCGAAUACACCUCCGGAAUGCCACAAUCAGCUCAUCACAUGGUUUUCCAAAUAUGACAGGAGACGAUUUGUUCGCACCAAGGAUUUGAUAUCAGGUUUUUUGAGCUACCGACUACUCCGACAAAUUGAUAAGAAGCAACCUACAGAAGUUGAUAUCACGGCUGGUUUGAUACCAGAGAUGCGCGCUGGCCGGUCUGGUGCUGGUUUCUACCUUCAUGAUGAAAUCAGAACCGGGGGAGCUUCCAAAAAGAAGGAGCCGGAGCACAAGAUUGCGUAUACUGAGGACUGGCAGAUCAAAGCGGCGUCCCGCGUGCUUGCCCUUCUGUUCGCAGCCAAUAGUGCCCCUGGGAUCAGACAUGGCUAUUCAACGACGGCGGCGGGGGUCAAUGUUGCGGCUGGAUCAACCCGCGAAUACGGACACUCUAGUGGACAGCUGGUCCCAACCACGGACUUUUAUAACUCAAUGAUAGAUUAUGCUGAUUUGGUCAGCGACUUUGAGUCCUGGGAGUCGAAACGGUCCAAGUUUUCCUUCUGUCAGUAUCCGUUUUUAAUGAGCAUUUGGGCCAAAACUCACAUCCUGGAACAUGAUGCCAAGCGACAGAUGCAGAUGAAGGCACGGGAUGCCUUUCUUGACAGCAUAAUGACCAACCGCAACGUAAAGCAAUAUCUUUCGCUCGACGUUCGUAGAGAGUGUCUUGUUGAGGACAGUCUUGCUGCUGUUAGUGAAGUCAUUGGAAGCGGAAGUGAAGAUGUCAAGAAAGGUCUCCGAAUCACGUUCAGAGGUGAAGAGGGUAUUGACGCCGGCGGUCUGCGGAAGGAAUGGUUCUUGCUCCUCAUCCGGGAGGUCUUCAAUCCCGACCACGGGAUGUUUCUUUACGACGAAGACUCGCAGUAUUGCUACUUCAAUCCCGCCACAUUUGAAACGUCGGAUCAAUUCUUUUUGGUUGGUGUAGUCAUGGGCUUGGCAAUUUACAAUUCUACCAUCUUGGACGUCGCUCUACCGCCAUUUGCUUUCCGCAAACUGCUGGCGGCUGCGCCAGCUCACGGCCUAGGCAUGUCCUCUCGUCCAAGGCCGUCGAUGCAAUAUACUUUGGAGGACCUGGCGGAAUACAGACCACGGGUAGCCCGUGGGCUUCGUCAGCUUCUGGACUUUGAGGGAGAUGUGGAAAGCGCAUUCAGCCUUGACUUUGUAAUUGACACUGAGAAAUACGGCACAACUGUUCAGGUGCCCCUUUGCCAUGGAGGCGAGCGGAAGGCUGUUACAAAUAGCAACCGACGAGAGUACGUUGACCUCUACAUUCGAUAUGUACUGGAUACGGCGGUGACGCGCCAGUUCGAGCCUUUCAAAAGAGGCUUCUACACCGUCUGCGGAGGCAAUGCCUUUUCCUUAUUCCGACCUGAAGAAAUCGAGCUUCUCAUCCGAGGAUCGGACGAGGCUCUUGAUAUUGCAUCAUUGCGUGCUGUGGCUGAGUAUGACAACUGGGAGAGCCGCCAGCCGGACGGUAGUAGCCCCGUAGUCGGAUGGUUUUGGGAAACGUUCCAAGAAGCAACACCAGGGAACCAGCGCAAGCUUCUUUCAUUCAUCACGGGAAGCGAUCGAAUCCCUGCAACGGGGGCCGCUAUGCUGCCAAUCAAGAUUUCGUGUCUUGGCGAAGAUGUCGGCCGUUAUCCGAUAGCGAGGACUUGCUUCAACAUGCUUUCACUGUGGCGGUAUGGGUCGAAGCAAAAACUGGAAGGCAUGCUGUGGAGAGCUGUGUUUGAAAGUGAAGGAUUUGGUCUGAAGUAG
Molecule: messenger RNA, 2232 nt
Organism: Metarhizium acridum CQMa 102
Lineage: Eukaryota; Fungi; Ascomycota; Sordariomycetes; Hypocreales; Clavicipitaceae
Gene: HUL4
Product: putative E3 ubiquitin-protein ligase
Biological process (GO): protein polyubiquitination; ubiquitin-dependent protein catabolic process
Molecular function (GO): ubiquitin protein ligase activity
Source: RefSeq, a predicted model, not a curated record